UCCCGCUCUCAUCCAUGGCGAACCAACUUCUCCUCUGCACCAUCUUAGUGUUCUUCAUCUCUCAUCAACUAUCAUUAUCAGAAGAAGAUUCGACAGUUCCUAGUUUUGCAUUCAGUUGGGUGAACAACAAUGAUACAUUUAUGGCUGGAUCUGUUGCAACCAUAAUCGUGAAAGUUAUUGGAAAUUUUGAUCCUGCCCAACUCAAGCACCCUUUCAACCCCAACAUUAGUGUCAAUGAUAAGAUGGGAAACAGUUCUUACAUUUCCGGUGUUUCGUCAAAUUUUGGUGCUAAUUUUGGGGAUUGGAGGAUUUCAUUCAUUCCCAUUAGGACUGGGUUGUUCAAUGUGUUGAUUACUGAUGAUCACUUCAAUGUUUUUGAUUCUUCACUGCAUUUUCAUGUCACUCCAGGUAAUAUGUAUCCAUCUGCAAGCAUUGUGUCAUGGAAGAAUGGAGUGAGUGAAUUUUCAGCAGGAAUGCUAGCUUCACUUGUGAUUCUUCCUAAAGAUGCAUUUGGGAAUAAUAUAUCUUCUGCAACUGAUCAAGGGCUCAACUCUUAUAACUUUACAUUCUCUGUAUCUACUUUCAAUGGUUCUGUUGCAACGAUCCUUGAUUUCACUAAUAAAGGAUGGGAUACAUCUGGUUAUCUUGUUGCCGAGUUUAUUGCAGCUACAGCUGGAACUCUUUUACUUAAUAUACACGGAGAUAACCAAACAUUGAGUGGCUCUCCACUAAUCUUCAUAGUAAAUCCAGGAUUUCUGGUUGUUUCAAAAUGUUUGCUGCAGUGGGAAGUUGACACAAAGUACUUUCAAAUAUUUUCUGUGGUAGAAGGUUUUAUUCACCAGCACGAUCAAUAUGGAAAUCUUGUUCCAGGGUUGUAUGAAUUUGAUGUUGAAGUUAUUGAAAAUGGAACAAACUUGAUUAUUCCUGUGACAGAUAUUCAAUUCAGGCAGGUUGGCCUGGGUAUCCAGUUGUUCUCCUUCAGCUUAAUGGAACCAGGAGAUUUCAAGCUUAUGAUAUAUCAUAAAGAGCAGAAUAAUUCCAUCUCAAAUAUGCCGUUUCAUUUUACAGUGUAUAUAGGUUAUUGUGAUGGAAUGAAUAGUAUUGUUAAUGGGUCAGGUCUAAAUGACUCUGUUGCUGGUGAAGCUGCAAGGUUCUCUGUCUUAUUGAAGGAUGCUUAUCUAUAUCCUUCACUUGUUGAACUAGAAAGCCUGCAAGUAAAAGUAGUGAAUGAAUUUGAUUCCUAUCAACCACAAGCAAGCAUACAUCCAAUGAAGAUGGUCCAUGUAGGAACUCCAUGUGGUACAAAUUUUAAUUGCAGUGCACAUAAUGAUGUGGAACUUGCUUUUACUCCUCUGGCUGAAACAAACCUUGAUACGAAAAACAUGAGAUUUAGUGCCUUUGAUGUUGAUUAUAUACCACAGAGGAGUGGAAUCUAUGAAAUUCGUGUAUUUUGUGGAAAUAUUCCAUUAAAUGGUGGUCAUCCAUUCAGAAAGGCAGUAAGUGCAGGAAAAGUUAAUACAUCUCUUUCAGGACUUGUGAAACCCAGUCCAAAAGUAUCAAAGCUGACAAAGAAUGACAUCACAGUACAACUCAUGGAUUCAUAUUCUAAUCUAGUCCUCCUACAGCAGUCAAAGUUAAAGUUGGAGAUUAGUUCAGUUAACAGCUCAGGUUCUUCAAUAUGGACUUUUAGUGAUAAUAAGGAUGGCACAUAUAGUGGAAGCUACCUGGCAAAGGAUGUUGGCUCCUAUGAGUUGUGUGCCUCUUUUGAUGGAAUGCGUUUAAUGCCAUGCCCCUUUGGUGUAAAUGUAUACACUAGUGAGUAUUUCCCUAGAGUACAGAAUGAUUCGGUCUGGGUCUGGGAGGAUGAUUCAAUUGCUUUUGAUGCUCUAGAGAAUGACUAUUUUGCUGGCCAUAACAUUACCAUUGUUGAAUUUUCAAAGCCAGGUCGUGGUUCAAUUCUUCAAUAUGGCCAUCUCUUUAGAUAUACACCUUUCAAAGGAUUCAACGGGAGGGAUUCUUUCUCUUAUACAAUAUGUGACGUGAAUGGGAACAUUGCCUCCGGUGGUGUGGAUAUAUUUGUUCUAAGUAUCCCUCCUCAGUUCGUUUCAGUUCCAAGUCAAUUGCUGGCAACUGAAGAUGUUAUUAGUCCAAGAUUCGGUGGUUUCUCUGGACUUGAGAUUAUCUAUUCAGAUUCAACUGAAAAAAUCAGCAUUACAUUUAAUGCACAAUCUGGGAUCGUCUUUCUGUCUCCUAUGUUAAUGCAAUUUUGGCAGCCUGCCUGGAGUAUUUCUUCUACGUUCAGAGAGGUUGGAAAGUCUUCUGAGUUAACUUUAACAGGUUGUGUAGAAGAAAUCAAUUUUGCAAUACAGUCGCUGCAGUAUUUUGGAAAUGAGAACUUCUACGGCACUGAUACAAUUCACGUCUCUACGAUGAACACAAAUGGGAAGAACAGUUUAGAUAUUCCUACAUUCGUUGAACCUAUCAAUGAUCCUCCAUUGAUCAACCUCCCUCCUUUCGUUAUUAUGGAUCAAGGGAGUGAAGAAGUAUCUAUUUUUAGCAGAGUCAGGAACAAGUCUGCUGUUUUUGUUGGAGAUCCAGAUCUACUGCAUUAUCCUGGGAAUGUGUCUCGUUUCUUGGUUAUGUUCUCCAUGGAAGUCAGCUCUGGCUUCCUUUCAACAAAGCUUCCUGCUAACCUCAUUAGCACAACUGAAUUAAAAUCUAAAACAAGCUACCAGUGGCAGCCUCUUCAGACAUUUGUAACCAUCUCAGAACAUUUCAUGGUCAAAGCCAAAGGCAUUAGAUUUCGGGGUACACUAGAAGACUGCAACAGUGUCUUGGAGCAAUUGCUAUAUCAUGUGUGUUCUAGAGAUUCUAAGCAACUGUUAUCAUUUUCGGCUGGUUCUUUCCCUUAUAUCUUCCUUUGCUAUAUUGUUGAUGUAUUGUUUCCUGAUAAUAUGGUAGUAUCGUUUACCUAGUCUGCAAUAAGUGCAUCAAGAACAAAGAAUCUAAUCAGAUCUUAUGCUUACUAUCUGUUUUAUAAGACAGCAGGUAAUCAGUACAAGGUGGAAAGAAUUAAGAUUAGUUCUGAUAAUGAUUUUAUUGCCCUCUGAGAUCACUUUUGGUUUCCUGCGGCACUCUUUCAAAUGUAGCCACAUAUGCUGUUCCUGGAACCUCCCCUCCAAACUAGUCUAAUGAACUAAAGAACCAAAACAAAAACCAAGAAACAGUAUUGGUAGAUGUGAUAAACAAUAAUAAUGAGCGAUAUGGUUUCUUUCACUUCACUCUCUUCUUUCAUAUUUUUCUGUUGGUUUUCCAGUUCAUUCGUUUUUUUCUUCCACUAUGCCAAUGAACUACCGAGAAUCAGUAGGUUAGCUAAUGGUAUAUGUACCACUACUUGAGAAGUGGCACAGGGAGUGUCAAAGGCAGUGUCACGAGACAUCAUGAGUGAUCUAAGAUAGUCAGUUAUGGUUUUCUGCAAUGCAGCCUCUAUAAGCACAUUUUUCCCUUUUCUCCUUUUCUAUGACUUCUUUUAUGGCUAGUUAAGGACUCUGUGAACAAUAAUAGAGGCUUAGAUGAUAUUUGUAUUUAUAUUGUAUGACAUAUACUGAAAAUCCUUGGAGAUGUUAGAGUUAAAUUUGCAAAUGGAUAUGUUAUCACUUCUACAUUGUACUGGAGAAUUGCGGACUCAUUCUUUGUCAUAUAUGUUGCUAUCUAUCAUGUUCCCUUUUCAUGUUCCGAUCUGCAUAACUACAUGAGUUGCUUUGCAGGGUAAUGAACAUCGUGCUAAUCUUAUUGUGACGGUGAAUGAUAUGGGGAACUAUGGGUGCUACCCAGGCUGCACCGAUUUGAUGUCAAUGCCUCAUUUUGUUGAGGUUGAAGUUAGU
Molecule: messenger RNA, 3884 nt
Organism: Solanum pennellii
Lineage: Eukaryota; Viridiplantae; Streptophyta; Magnoliopsida; Solanales; Solanaceae
Product: protein GAMETE EXPRESSED 2
Exons: 13
Coding region: 15-2975 (986 amino acids)
Biological process (GO): pollen sperm cell differentiation; actin cytoskeleton organization
Molecular function (GO): actin filament binding
Source: RefSeq, a predicted model, not a curated record